GUUGUUGCAGGUUCUCUGGAUGUAGUGCACCGCCUGGGUAGGCUGAGAGAUGGGGAGAACAGCCAGCCACUGCGACCAGUGAUCAUGAGAUUCAUCCCCAGGACAGCGAGGGAUCUGACAUGGAAAAGUGCAAAGAAAAUGGCUAUGUAAAGAACAACAACCUGAGGUUCAAGGAGGACCUGACAACAUUUGAUAAAGAAGCUCGGAAUCGUCUGUGGCCAACGAUUGCGAGAGCAAGGAAGGAGGGGAAAGUGCAUACUUUGCGGGAGCCAAGGCUUUUGUUAAUGGAAAGGGAAUUCAAAAUAACUUAUUUAAAUCAAAUCACGUUGUAUUUGUCAAAUACUUCGUAAACAACAGGUGUAGACAAACAGUGAAAUACUUACUUUUAAAAACGUACUUUUAUUUCUCGUCACAACAAUUCAAAGAAAGAAAACAUAAAUAAUAGAAAAGGUAAACCACAUAAAAAUAAAAGUAAUAUUAAAUACACAACGAGUAACGACAACUUUAAAUAACUGGGGUACCAGUACCAAGUCUGGGUGCUGGUCCCGUGUAGCUCAGUUGGUAAGGUAUGACGCUUGUAACGCCAAGAUUGUGGGUUCAAUUCUCGAUCUCCAACACAUUGCCAGGGCUUUAAAAUAUUUAUAAUGUAAAGUUUAUUACUAUUUCUGAUUAUUUUCUUCAAAUUAACUUUAGCUUAUCUGUCUCCUGUUAUGAUAAUAUCUUAUGUUAUUUUUUUUAUUCAUAAUACUUAUGUUGCGAUAUAAACAUGAUCAAAUAUGAUUCAAAUAUUUACUUUGAACAGCAUUGGUUGGUUUGUAAUUAGUUAAAUAUUGUGGCAGCUGAGAGCGAGGUGUAGGGAGGAAUGGGCGGUGGAUGUGGGUGUGUUCAAGCCGAUAGUUUAAAAUCCUACAGAAAUGCGCACGGCGCUUUGGUUUGAAGAGAAUACGCCAUAUUGAUUCACCGAAGACUUCUGCUAACCGUUUUCAGUUAGCGGCUUGAAAAGGACCUGGACUACCCUUCUCAAUGGUCCUCGUUCGGUUUGGCGUUAGCACUUCUCUGUCUUUGUAACCCGGUUUACUAGCUCAUUUAUUUUGUCGGAGCAGUCGUACAUUUUGACGGUCUCUUUGACUUGCUUGAAGUGGGUUCAGAAAAAAAGAAGUUGAAUGGAUCCGAGGGUGGCUUGGAUUCAGCCCGAGCAGAAAGGACCUGCAAACGCAUUUUGGAUGCAAGUCUGGGAGACUUCUCAGGUACGAGCGAACUCCGGUCAGCAUCUUCAUAAUAAUCAGAACUACAACCUGCAUUUGAAUUCUCCAGCGUUGGACGUUUAUAAACAUGUUGCGGCAAAGGGCAAUAGCAUGUGCACCAACACUGGUCUGAGCAGCAGCAGCCAUCACGGUAUUUCAAAAGGCACUACUUCUAACCACGGCACUGCGUUCUCCUCCUUCGGGGUAACGUUACCGAACGGACCCGUACCGAACUCAUUGACCCCGUCCAACGCUUACGGGGUAACGACAGAUUUGGGAGACAGUAAAAUGCCCCAAAAGACGGGAUCUCUAUCGUCCUUGUCUUCAGUGGAAUCCAUAACGGACAGCACAUCUUCAAACCGCUCUUUGGGAAAGAUUAGUGGUGGCAAUGUAACUGUAAAUAUGAAUAAAAACGCUGGCGGUGUCAAUCUGUUAUUUAACUUCAGUGAAAGUAUGCAUAAUAAUGUCAACCAAUACCACCAUCAAAGGCACCAUCAGCAUCAUCCUCAGUACAAUUUCCAACAGAAUUGUGUGAAGCGUCACCCGACUCACCCGCCUGCAUCCCUAAAUAACCACACUCACCAUCCAGGCCGAAGGAAAAGUGACAACAAGGCGAGCACCUAUGGGAUGAAUUACCUUCUUUCUAACUAUGGCAACUAUGUUAGUUCGGAGACUGGGACGCCUUGGAAGACGAGGAAAUACAGCCCCGGUGUUGAUGGUCUCCAUGAGGAGGUGGUGGACUUCUACAACUUCAUGUCUCCCCGACCAGAGGAGGCUGCUAUGAGGAAGGAGGUGGUCGACAGGAUCGAGACUGUCAUCAAGGAGCUGUGGCCUACUGCCGACGUGCAGAUAUUUGGCAGCUUCAGCACUGGACUCUACCUCCCUACAAGUGACAUAGACCUGGUGGUGUUUGGGAAGUGGGAAUGUCCCCCGUUGCAGCAGUUGGAACAGGCCCUCCGGAAACACAACGUGGCGGAACCUUUCUCCAUCAAAGUGCUGGACAAAGCUACAGUGCCAAUCAUCAAGCUGACUGACCAGGAGACUGAAGUCAAAGUGGACAUCAGCUUCAACGUGGAGACUGGAGUCAAAGCUGCUUUCUUUAUCAAGGACUACACCCGGAGGUUUCCCGUGCUGCCUUACAUGAUCUUUGUGCUGAAGCAGUUUCUGCUCCAGAGAGAUCUGAACGAGGUGUUCACCGGAGGAAUCAGCUCUUACAGCCUCAUCCUGAUGGUCAUCAGCUUCCUCCAGCUCCACCCAAGGAUUGAUGCCAGCAACCCCAACAUCAACCUUGGCAUUCUGCUGAUUGAGUUCUUUGAGCUUUAUGGGCGCCAUUUUAACUACCUGAAGACAGGCAUCCGCGUCAAGAACGGGGGGGCCUACAUGGCCAAGGAGGACAUGAUGAAGGUUAUGACCAAUGGCUACAGGCCCUCCAUGCUCUGUAUAGAGGACCCACUGAUGCCAGGUAACGACGUUGGCAGGAGUUCGUACGGAGCCAUGCAAGUCCAGCAGGUGUUUGACUACGCUUACAUCGUUCUCAGUCAUGCCGUGUCACCACUCGCACGCUCCUACCCAAACAAGGACAUUGACAGCGCUUUGGGUAGGAUAAUCAAGGUGACACAGGAAGUGAUUGACUACAGGGAGUGGAUCAUGACGAAGUGGGGGGGCAGGCACCUCGCCCGUAUGGAGAGCCAGGGUUCCCUCCUGGAUCAGGACCCAGCAGGGUGUGUGUUGGGUGUAGGUGUGGAGGAGCAGAGGGACUCUGUUUCCCCUCACAGUGCAGACUCUCCCAUGUCCCUUUCCAGUCCUCACCAACACUCCUCAGCCUCCUCUGUCUCUUCACUGUCUGGGUCAGACAACGACUCUGAUUCGACACCCCCGGCGCUGCCCCUCUACCCCUUUCAGGCUUUGGGUAUGACUCUACCCCUGGGCCUGGCACUGGGCAAGGCUGGCAUCAACCAGCACCACCUCAUCAUGUCCCCUGGCUCACAGGCGUGUAUGUCUUUGCCCGGUGCCCUGACGAUGCACUCUUUACCUGGCAGACAGAACGGUCCCAAGUGUCAGAUGAAAGGCUUCCACAAUCCAGCCGUGGUCCACAGUCCCGCCCUGGCCAACCGUGCACACACCCACCCUCUCACACACGCCCACACACACUCUCAUACACAGUACCGCAACACCUGGCGGCGUCGGAAGAGGGACAGCUUACCAGUUAGCCUGAGCAGAUAAAAAGACAAAACAUCUCCCUCUAUCCCUCUUUCCACUCCUCCAUUCUGAUUGAUUGGGAGGACAACUUGACGGGACAGUGCCCCCUGCUGUUCAACUUAAAGACAGGCAGGCAGAGACCAGACCAGCAUUGGGAUUCAUUCAACACUUUGGGCUGCUGAACUUGGGCUGCAGAUAGGGGAAACAGGUGUAGCUCUGGGAAAACUUUCCGUUUCUCUCCUUCACUCCAUCGCUCUUCAUCUCUGCAUGUUUUUCACUGCGCAACGAACCAACGGCCAACGAUACAGGAAUGAGCGGUGCGGCUAGAGAACAAAACGCAACCCCGCCCAACGUGCACUCUGACCCCGGAACUUUUCUGCUAGCUCUCCAGUCCUUCACUUUCUGUUUGGGAUCCACAUUGGUUUGUUUUAUUUUGUUCCGUUAAUGUCUUAUUGUUCAAUUAUAAUUUUUUUAAGCGCUUUGCAGUUUUUCACUUACGUUUGGUGAGACUGGGGAUAGUGACUUCUUUGCCAGGUGAGAGUUGCGAAAGCUCAGUGUCUUAUGGGAAAGUGUUUAUUUUUGUUUGGUCUUUGACUGGGUUACAUUGUCAAGGCGACAACCUUUGUCCUUGAACCCUGCAGCCAAACUGCGUCUUUUUCAGUGUUCACACAAGGAACGACAGUUUCUCAUUUGUGCAAUAACAUGUUCUAUUUUUUAAGUAAAUGUUUAUUUAAUUUUUAUUAUGUAUGUAAAGGAAUUUGGUGUUUUUUUAAGAUUGUUUUAUUUUUGUAUUUUUAGUUUUUAUGGCAGAGUUUACACAACCUUUGCCCAGGUGGCCUCCGAGAGUGUGUGACAGAGCGUGUGUGUCAAUUGGUGAGCUGUGCGUGUCUUGUUGGAGUGUCGAUGUAUAAUCGACCCCCCCCCCCCUAAUUGGUUGUUUUAUAAUGUGAUUCAAAGGGUUUAAUUAGAAGUAUCUAAGUCACUCCAUACUAUUGAGGUGCAUCUUAUUGUUAGACAGGUUAAAAAGUCUACUGUCCCACUCGAUGGAUCUCUUGCUAUAGCAGAAGCAGCAGACUGAGCUCAAGCCCAAUACCCUAGCUGUUGUUUUAAAAAACAAAACGUUCUUUAUUUGUGUGUGUGUGCGCUUGUAUCAGUCAUAGGAUGACUUGCGUUCACCCAACGUUUGUGCCAUUUUUGCUACUCAGUCCUCGCUUAGACCAGGGCUGAACUUCUAUCGCAGGAGUUAAGCACAAGCCCAAGUACAUAUUGUAUUCCCCAGGUGUGUUUCUGUUGGAUGUAUGUCUCUGCUGUUGUUUUAAAGAUAUGCAUGGUCUUGUGCGUAUGGGAGGUGGAGUUAAAAGGACAGACAAACUGACCUGAACUUGAAGAUCAGGGCGGUGCCAAAUGGAACCCUUCCGCCGACAUUGUGCAUUACUUUUGAUUGGGCCAGUGGGCUAUUGGGUCUAAAAUAUUGCACUACAUAGGGGAUAGGGUACCAUUUCAGAUGCACCCUAAAAGACUAGGUGCUCUAAAGGGUCUUUCCCCAUAGCGGGGGAGAGAGAGAAACUUCCAGGACUGUGGAAAGGGAAUAAUUGAUUCCAUUCUGGAAUCUUGUUGGUACUUCCGCAAGUUUGCAAUGCCUUUUCUUUCUGUUUACUUCAGUGCGUGUGUGUCGUCUCUGCAGACAUACAGCCGCAUAUAUACACACACACACGCCUGUGUAUGACUGAGGAGCAGUGCGGUUGCUACACAGACAGCGUUAUUACUAUGCAAGUGGGUUAUUUUUGUGUGCCCAAUUUUUGUUUCCAAUGACAACCACUGCUUGCUGGAUUGAAGUGAUGUUAUUGUAAACUCGAGUUUGACUGACUAGGCCUGUGUGAUCGGUGGGCUCGGCUAAAUGGUUGCUAGUCAGCCUCAGCCCAGUUACAAGUGAACCACAACUCUUGCAUCCUGAUGGUUUGUAUUCCUAUCUGUUAGUCUAUGGAAGGGUCUGUGUGUGUGCGCCAGUGGUCGGGUAUCUGUCUCAUCUCAGAGCGAGGGAAUAGCAAGACUGGUUUCAAAUGUCACCCUAUUCUCUCUCUCAUACAGUGCAUGCUAUUUAACCUUAGUGCUGGUCUAAAGUAGUGCCCUAUAUAGGGGUUAGGGUGUCAUUGUAGACUACCACUUGACGUCCCGCCACUGUUUUAACCUAACUGCUAGUAUGAAAGUGCACAUGGGGAGCGACUUGCACUCUGUAGUGUAUGACUUCAUACCCUCCCUAGUGCACUACAGUCCUCUACACUGAGAUUGUGUUAGGAGGCAGUGUCAGUCUAAUGUUAGUAUAGCAACUUUUACCCACCAAUCGACCUGGCUAAUAUACACCGCCUUUUUUACAAGGUGUCGGUCUCCAAUGGCACCCUAUUCAGAAUAUAGUGCGACACUUCUGAUUAGAUCUUUGGUUUCUUGUGUAGGGUAGUGGGGCUAUAUAGGAAAUAGGGUGCCAUUUGGGACUUGUCUGCUUUUAGUGAAUAGAACCAGCGUCUGUCAGAAGAGCUCUAAAACACUAUCUCUGGUUGGAGUUUUGUCAAUGCUGUCAAAGAUGUCCACAAUUUUUACAGAUUCUAUUAAGACUGAAAUGCGGUGUGACGUCUAUGGAUUUAACUUGAAUCCCAAUGGUCUACACAAGCUUCCUCUCCUCAUCUACUUUCCUUUAUUUGAUGUGAAAGAAACUGGAGCAGGUGAAAGCCAAUCCCUUGAUAGAUCCACCAUUUUAUUUUCAUCUAUUUACAUCAGUGCAGAUCGGAGAGAAAGCCUCUUUAGACUAUUGAGAACACGAAACACUUGCAUCACAAUGAGUGAUUUUAAACUUAACGGACGCCAUUUUGUGAAAGGUGGCGGCUCCUCUGUCCUGGCCAACUAAUCUGAGCAGGAACUCCUAAAAUGGCUGCCAAACUAGCAGUGGCCUCGGAGUGACAGUCUGGCUUUUGUUUUGAACAUUUUUAUGUACCGGUAUAUUUUUUUCUAUUUUAUUUUUUAAUAAACUUCUUAAAACGGGCA
Messenger RNA from Oncorhynchus gorbuscha (pink salmon), 6479 nucleotides. It is a transcript of the gene tent4a, whose product is annotated as terminal nucleotidyltransferase 4A. Lineage: Eukaryota; Metazoa; Chordata; Actinopteri; Salmoniformes; Salmonidae. Gene Ontology annotation, molecular function: poly(A) RNA polymerase activity; mRNA binding. Gene Ontology annotation, cellular component: TRAMP complex; nucleolus. The record is from RefSeq and is a predicted model, not a curated record. Gene Ontology annotation, biological process: RNA 3'-end processing.